Sabethes cyaneus is the source of this 3383-nucleotide messenger RNA. It is a transcript of the gene MAPk-Ak2, whose product is annotated as MAP kinase-activated protein kinase 2. Gene Ontology annotation, biological process: intracellular signal transduction; peptidyl-serine phosphorylation; protein autophosphorylation. The transcript is spliced from 8 exons. The record is from RefSeq and is a predicted model, not a curated record. Gene Ontology annotation, cellular component: cytoplasm; nucleus. Lineage: Eukaryota; Metazoa; Arthropoda; Insecta; Diptera; Culicidae. Bases 557 to 1675 code for a protein of 372 amino acids. Gene Ontology annotation, molecular function: calmodulin binding; calcium/calmodulin-dependent protein kinase activity; calcium-dependent protein serine/threonine kinase activity.
CUUUGAUGGUUCGGAACUCUCUCGGUUGGUGCGUGUGCAUGCGUGUAGUAGCUGUUUGUGAAAAAUUCCCAUAUUCCGUAUACGCGUUGAAUAUUCAAUCGUAAUUCGUUUGCUCUGCUCUUUACGUAUAGUUUUAUUCGGGUAACAUAUGUUUUAACUGCAGCGUUUUAUUCGUGUUGUUAAGUUUUCGUGUACUGUCCAGAAAACUGGCAAGGAAUUUAUACAGCUCAAAAGUGCAGGAUUCUGACCGAGUGUAAAGUGACGACGACGUGAUCGAUGACGAAAUUGCCACUUGCUACAAAAUCACUUACGGCAAAAGUUAAUCGAAAAUAUUGUAAAAUCAUUACAUAAAUGCAAGUGCGUUAUUGUUAUUGCGUUUACGGUUACCACUAGGCAAAGGUUCUCGCAGUGUACAGAACGAUCAAAAGCCGACAAAACGGAUCAAAAAGUAGAGGACGAUAGCAGUUGCAACGUCAGUGAGAACAGUAGCAGCAGCGGCAGCGGCAACGUCAACAAAGGCUGCGGUGGUGGCGAAAGUCGCAAGCGAAAGUUAGCCAUGUACAAGAUGCCAGAAAUCAAACCGAUUCCGAUGCAGACCCAGCAACAUCUACCCCAGGGAGGAGGUGGACCGAACGGUCGUCAGCCGAAGUCUACUCCGAUCACAGAGGAUUACGAAAUUUCCAACACGGUCCUGGGGCUUGGCAUCAACGGCAAAGUAGUGCAAUGCACCAGCAAGAAAACGGGCAGCAAGUACGCGCUUAAGGUGCUGCACGAUAAUGCUAAGGCCCGGCGUGAGGUGGAGCUACACUGGAGGGCAAGCGGUUGCCGCAAUAUUGUAAACAUCAUCGAUGUCUACGAGAAUAGCUACAGUGGAAACCGAUGUCUGCUGGUCGUCAUGGAAUGCAUGGAAGGAGGUGAACUUUUCCAGCGUAUUCAAGAACGACAGGAUGGUCCAUUCACUGAAAGAGAGGCCGCUCAGAUCAUGCAUGAAAUUUGUGUCGCUGUCAAGUACUUGCACGAUUCCAAUAUCGCACACCGGGACCUUAAGCCGGAGAACUUGCUGUACGCUUCGCCCCACCCGAACGCACUCCUGAAACUGACCGAUUUUGGCUUCUCGAAGGAAACGUUCGUCAAGGACACGCUGCAGACGCCCUGCUACACACCGUACUACGUCGCCCCGGAGGUGCUCGGUCCGGAGAAGUACGACAAGAGCUGUGAUAUCUGGUCGCUGGGUGUGAUUAUGUACAUUCUGCUGUGUGGAUUCCCUCCUUUCUACAGUAAUCACGGUUUGGCGAUCUCACCCGGAAUGAAAACGCGCAUCCGAACCGGCCAGUACGAUUUUCCUAACCCGGAAUGGCAGAACGUGAGCCAGGCUGCCAAAGACCUCAUCAAGGGCAUGCUUAGCGUUGAACCGGAGAAACGACUAACCAUCGAUCAGGUCAUGCGAAACCCUUGGGUUCGGCUUUACACAGAAGUUCCUCAGACGCCACUGCACACGGGACGUGUCCUAAAGGAGGGUGAGGAAACCUGGCCAGAGGUUCAGGAGGAAAUGACGCGAUCACUCGCUAAUAUGCGCGUGGAUUAUGAUCAGAUGCACAUCAAAAAUUUGGACAGCUCGAAUAAUGCGCUUCUAAACAAACGAAGAAAACGGGGCGAAGAUAAGGUGAAGAAGUAAUUUUAUUGAAAGGAAUGCAGCUUUGACGUUUUACUACACCUGUUCAACAUUUCCAUCGAAAAAUAAGCCUAAAAAAUCAUUCGGCGAUAAUAGCAACAGCAGCAGUUUGUGCGCAUUACACACGUUGAUAAAUGAAAAAAAAAAAGCAUGCAGGAGAAAGUCGACGAUUAUGACGUUAUUUGUCAUGUUAUGCCCUAUCGCAGUACUUCAUCAUGGCUCGGAGCAGUCUACCGCGGGAAGGAAAAGUUACAGACGGGCGAUAGUUACAAAUAGCGUAAUGUAAAUGCAUAUAUACAGAAUUAUUAGGUAUGUUUAGACGGCAUUGUUUGAGUAGCAUACAGUUAACGAUCAGAAAAGAUGUGUUGAAAGGUAUUCCGAGCAGUGAAGGAAAGCUCAAAACUUGUCACUAGUUUAAUGUGAAUACCCAGUGCGUGAUAACUAUUAUAUGUAUGGUACGGUAGUAGUGUUUUAAGCAGCGCAAUCAAAUGGCCAAACGUGUUUUUUUUUCGAGAAUAGCAACAGCUAUAAAUACGAGCGACGGUUUUAAGUUCAUGAUAUGGACAAAAAUGUUCUAUUUUCACUUUAUGACGUAUUUUAAAUUUUUGUUACUUACUAGAUUCGCAAACCACAAAGACGUAGCAAACCUAAGUUAAGUUUUAUAACAGAACAAUUAGAAACUAAGACGACGGUGCUUUAAUUUGCCCGCUCACAGUUCAGUAAAAAUAGCAUCACUACUAUUGAUUUUAAUUUCUAAUUUUAAACAUACAAUCAAAAUAAUGUUAAUUUCACUCGAUUGCGAUUGAAGACAGGUUAUAAUGGGAGUUGGAAUAGUAUAUCGUUCCAUGCCAAACUUACAUAGACAUGUAAUAAUCAGUCCUAACACAACGUAUGUCAAUGAGCUGGAGUAACAUGAAACCAACAAGUCUGUACACAAUUUAUUUUUCUUGGCAAAUGAGGACGUUGGAAGGCGAGAAUGAGGAAAAAUCAUACACGAUAGAAUGGCAACGAAUUUCUCAUUUUCAAUUACACUGAGAAAAGAACAUAGAAGUUAUUUAAAUCAAAAUAUUUUACCGUCACAGACAAUGUUUGAACGAAAGAGUUUGUAAGAGUUCAAAAACGCCCUAUUAGAAGAUAACAUGUAAGUCCAUCCAAUUUUGACACAUAAAACAUUGCAUUGCAUAGAACUUGAGAGAAUUACUAGUAAUGAACCUACUUAAAUAUACCUGGCUGGGAAGCGCGAGCUUAGCUUAAGCUUGUUAAUUUUUUUAAUCAAAAAUACCGUAGAUAUAAUAACCACGCAAUCAGUUGUGACCAUCCAUCGAUUACGCUCCCGCAAUGUGGCGUGGAGACGAUGUAAAGAUGUAUUUAUUUCGCAUUUCCCAUUAGUUUACUUAUCACUUCCAUACAAAAAAAAAGAAAAGAACAGGGUUGUGACGCCCCUCCCAUAUUAGUUGAAGGCGAAUGCCAUAGCAGCAUGUACUAAGUUAUUAAAAAAUAGGAAACCUUUGAAAGGUCGGCUUAGCUGUAAAAAGAAAACAUGAUAGCAACUUAAGAACGACACGCAAAAAAAAAAAUGGGAUGGAACUUUCCGAUAUGCCAAUAAAAACCAUCGUAUACAUCACGCUAGUUGACUGGUUGAAACAGUGCAAACUCAUGUUCGUUUUAGGUUUCCUUCCAAAGGUUACGGAAAUAUAUUGUUGAAUCUAUA